AUGUACGUGGACAAUAUGUGUGACGUAAAAGAAGAAUUGAAGACCGUUGAAUUUGUCUGUACGACUGCAGAUAUUUGGUCAGGAAGACGACGGAGCUUCUUUGGUGUUACAGCCCAUUGGAUCACACCAAAUUUAAAAAGGAAAUCAGCAGCUUUAGCUUGUCGCCGCUUUCCUGGUAUGCAUGCUUUCGAUAAAAUCACCGAACUUUUACAUAAUAUACAUGCAGAAUUCGGAUUAAACGGUGAAAAAAUUGUUGCGACUAUCACUGAUAAUGCCAGCAAUUUCGCAAAGGCAUUUAAGAUAUUCGGUGUGAAGGAAACGUCGAUCGAACCUGAAGCUGAAGAGGAUUACACGAGUGCUUCCUCCUCUGAUUCUUCCACUGAAGAAGACGACGAAGAAGAAGAAAGUGCGAUAAAUAAAUGUGGUGUUAUCGACUUAUUACCACGUCAUAUUCGAUGCUCGGCACACACAUUGAAUUUGUGUGCUACGACGGACAUGAUGCAAGCAAUUAAAAAAAAUGAAGGUUUGUCCAUCAUUCAUAAUGAUUUGUUGCACAAAUGCAACAUAUUUUGGAAGGCAGCGAUGAGGCCGAAAUCCGCUGAAGUAAUACAGCAAACAAUUGGUCAUGCAUUAAAACGACCCGGCGAAACACGCUGGAAUUCUUUGUACGAUUCCCUCAAGCAGAUUGUACAAAUCAAGGACAAACUGAAUGAUCUGGGAAAAUCUUUAGGAUUUAAAAACAGCUUAAAGGAAAACGAUUUCAUUUAUUUGGAAGAACAUUUAGAGUGUACCGCGCCGAUUGCGGAAGCAAUCGACAUUUUACAAGCCGAUAAUAUUUUCUAUGGAACACUAUUACCGUGCUUACUAUCCUUAGAUAGAAAACUAACGAAAUUGGCAGAUUCACAAUGGAAAUUUUGCGGACCAAUAAGCAUAUGUCUCCGUGACAGUUUUCAAAGGAAGUUCAUUGCUUACUUGAAAUUUUUGAAGCCGGAGGCAGAUUAUGCUGCCCUGGCAGCACUAACGCAUCCCCAAUUUAAAAAUAAGUGGCUGAAAUUCAUUCUGGAAUAUCAUCGGAACAGACUGCUGGAUCUCUUCAAAAAUGCUAUAGCUACAGAACUUCAAUGCAAUGAGGAAUAUGUAAUAAGUACGCCACAACCAUCGUCUACUCAGGACAAUUGUUUUGAUUUUGAAGACGAUACUACGCAAAACGUAGCUACAGAAUAUUCUGCCAAAGCAGAACUUGAAGUAUUACACUUUUUUCAAGAAAGAAGUACAGAAUACACUAUCCUGGAAAAAUAUGCUGCUAUAAAAAAGAUAUUCUUGAAAUUUAAUACUCCACUACCAUCGUCGGCUCCUGUGGAGAGAUUAUUUUCAUACGCCACAAUUACAAAUUCUCCAAAGGCCAACAGAUUAUCAGAUAGCAUGUUUCAACGGAGACCAAAGACAAUGGGAUCCUUUACAGGACCUGGGACCUGA
Messenger RNA from Osmia bicornis bicornis, 1476 nucleotides. RefSeq lists its product as uncharacterized. Lineage: Eukaryota; Metazoa; Arthropoda; Insecta; Hymenoptera; Megachilidae. The record is from RefSeq and is a predicted model, not a curated record. The transcript has 3 exons. The coding region runs from base 1 to 1476 and encodes 491 amino acids.